Molecule: messenger RNA, 2721 nt
Organism: Thecamonas trahens ATCC 50062
Lineage: Eukaryota; Apusomonadida; Apusomonadidae
Exons: 1
Coding region: 1-2721 (906 amino acids)
Biological process (GO): microtubule-based movement
Molecular function (GO): ATP binding; microtubule motor activity; microtubule binding
Source: RefSeq, a predicted model, not a curated record
AUGCAGUCCGAGCCCGUAAGCGCGUCCUCGUCGGUCCGGGUGGCCGUCCGCGUCCGCCCGCUCUCGGACCGCGAGGCGUCGAUGGGCGGGACGGCGGUGAUCCGGACAGAGGGCCAGACGGUCGUGGUUGAGCCGCCGCCAUCGGCCACGUCGCUGGCACCACCGCAGCGCUCGUUUACCUUUGACUACUGCUUCGACUCGCAGCCGACGGCCAAGGGAAAGCCGGCGUCACAGGCCGACGUCUUUACCGCCCUCGGCUCCGAGCUCAUCCGCGACGCCUGGUCCGGCUACAACUGCUCGCUCUUUGCCUACGGUGUCACUGGUGCCGGCAAGUCGUACUCGAUGAUCGGAACGCAUGAGGCUCGCGGCCUCAUCCCGCGCAUCUACUCGGCCCUCUUUGAUUCGAUGGUCGCCGCGUCGGCCAACUCACCGCAGGCCCAGUUCUCCAUCGAGGUCUCGUUCUCGGAGAUCUACAACGAGCGGGUUAAGGACUUGCUCAACCCGGCCAUGGGCUCAGCUCUUCGCGUCCGCGAACAUCCGGUCACCGGGCCGUAUGUCGAGAACCUCUCGCGGGUCUCGGUCUCUGACCUCGACGCCCUCGAUUCUGUCCUCGAGCAGGGCUUCGCCCUCCGCGCCACCGCCGCCACCAACAUCAACGCCGGCUCCUCGCGCUCGCACGCCAUCUUUACCAUGGUCUUUACUCAGACCACCUUUGACCCAGCAACCAACACCAUUGCCGACAAGGUCUCUAAGAUCAAUCUCGUCGACCUGGCCGGCUCGGAGCGCGUGGCGCUCUCUGGCGCCCAGGGCCAGCAGCUGAAGGAGGCCGGAACCAUCAACAAGUCACUCUUCUACCUCUCCAAGGUCAUUACCGAGCUCUCAGACGGCGCCCGCCACAUCUCCUACCGCGAGUCGGUCCUCACCUGGCUCCUCAAGGAGUCGCUCGGCGGCAACGCCAAGACCAUCAUGCUCGCCAACAUCUCGCCCGCGGACACCGUGCUAGAGGAGACCAUGUCGACUCUCCGCUACGCCGUCCGUGCCUCGUCCAUCGUCAACGCAGCCGUUGUCAACGAGGAUCCCACCGUCGCCCUCAUCAACUCGCUCCGUUCCGAGAUCGAGCGUCUGCGCUCGGCGCUUUCGGCAUCAGGCAAGCCGGCCUCGCCGGGAGCUGCCGCCUCUGACGGCGCAGCCUCUACUGGUACGCCAUUCAAACUCCACCGCGGUGACUUGUACUCGCCAGCCGCUCCGUCGCGCGAGCUCCAGCUCGACUACGCAUCUCCGGUGGCGUCCAUGGCACCCUCCACCUCAGCCUCGGACUUUGAGGAGAUGCGCGCGUGGUCGCAGUCAAUCCAGCGCCACUGCGAUGACUCGAGGAACCUCAUUCUCUCGCUCAUGAUGGCAUCCAACGGGCCCGGUUCUGCUCCAGCUGCCGGCGAGGCCGCGAGUCCGCGCACCACAGGCGAGCACCCGGUCUCGCCGUCACUCGACCCAGCGCUCGCGGCUGCGCUGCACGACAUGGAGGGUGGUGUGAGUGGUCCUGGCUCGGCAGCCAUGGCCGCUGCCGGCAAGUGGUCGAAACUCGAGAUCAUCCGCGUGUAUCAGCGCUCGCCGUUCUUCCGCAACGUCACGUCUGUUCUCGCCAUGGACUCGGUCGCGCUGUUCUACAUCUCGUCGUCGGGCGUGACUCAGCUCGGCUCGGAGCUCUCGGACGAGGAUCCUGGCUCGAUCCGCAUUGUGGGCCCGGGUGUCCUACCCAAGCACGCCACGCUCGUGUGCACUGCGCCACUUGGCGGUCCGUCGACCGUCCACCUCUGGCCGCUCCCGCUUGCGCACACGGCGGUCAACGGCAAGUCGGUUACGAGCGGGACACAGCUGACGUCAGGUGACGUUGUCCAGUUUGGCUCGGCGCUCAAGUUUGCUUUUCACGAUGCGCCGCUCUUCCGCAGCUCGGCACAAGUGGCCGAGCUGCUCCAUCCGUCUCCGCCACGGGUGACCCAAGCCCUGGCCGCGGCAUGCUCACCCUCGUCGCCAACGUCCGAGUCAUCUGAAGCGACGACGCCGCCAGUGGCAUCGGCACCGCGUCCGCGGCCGGCAGCAACAGCAACCGCAGCCGCAGUUCCGACCUCGGCCGCGCGCACACCUGCGCGAGCAAGCCCGCAAGCCUCGGGCGAGCUGCCUCGCAAGGUCAAGCUCAAGAUUGUGAUGGCGGACCUCGGUGUGACGAGAUCGGUCACGCUCCUGCCGACCACAACCGUGGAGGAGGUGUGCAAGCGAGCGGCCAAGCUGACACGGACCGGCACGCCGGGUGCUUUGUUUGUGCCGCGCGCCGGAAACAGCAGUGGCGAGCGGCUAGUCCUCCCUCACGAGUCACUCGAAGCAAUCCGGGUCAGUGGCGCCCGGGUGGUGUACCGGUCGACAGCGCCCGUCGCAGUUCACCUUCCAGACAGCGCGGUAGUCCAAGUCGAGCUCACCGGAUCCGGUACCGUGGCUGAGCUGGCCGACGGCGUAGCGGCACUGACUAGAGCCGCUUCGUCCGAGUUUAAGCUCUUCAUGGAGCUGUCCGGUCGGCUGGCACCGCUGCUCGACACCGACAUGCCGCUUGUCCUCCUCUCGGCCAACGCGCUGCAGCAUCCGGGCUCCAAAACGCGCAUCGUGCUCAAGCGCAAGCGGAGCAGCAAGGCGAGCGGCAAGCCGCCGCGGCCACGGCCGACACCGAGGUAG